GCUUUAAGAAAACCGAAACAACAACAACAUUGAUUAGUCUUUGGGGUUGAAGCGGGACAGGUCACCAACGAUCAAGCUGAGUUAGUGAACUCAACCAGGACCUGCUUCGUGAGCUUUGGGUGUAUUUAAGGAAAGAAACAUGGAGGCCAGCGGGAGCCGAGAGGAUCGGACCUCUGCGCUGAGAGUUUUGGCAAAGUGGAUGUUUGGCAAGAGGGACGAGGAGGAGCUGGAGGAAGAGGAGGAGAAGAAGAAGAAGGAGGAGGAGGAGGAGAAGAAGAAGAAGGAGGAGGAGGAGGAGGAGAAGAUGGAGGAGGAGGAGGAGAAGAUGGAGGAGGAGGAGGAGGAGGAAGGGGACCGGGAUUUCUGCGCCAACAUACUGUCCUCCUUCAUCCACAGCCUGGAGACCCAGCAGUGGGAGAGCCUCCGGGAGCGCAUGAGAGCGCCGCUGACUCAGGCUCACCUGGUCCAGGUGUCAAGGAGGAUCAUCAUGGUGGUGUCCGAGCUGGUCUGCCAGGUGCUGGUCCCGGCCCUGAUGGUCCAUCUGCAGGCCCAGUACUGUUCAGAGGCUCCAGCCGGCCAGGAGGAGGAGGAGAGAUCCUCCCUUCCGACGGAGAAACCCGCCGAGGAAGACGUCACUGAGGAAGACGUAGCCGAGGAAGACGUCGCCGAGGAAGGCGUCGCUGAUGAAGACGUCGCCGAGGAAGGCGUCGCCGAGGAAGGCGUCGCCGAGGAAGACGUCGCCGAGGAAGGCGUCGCAGAGGAAGGCGUCGCCGAGGAAGGCGUCGCCGAGGAAGGCGUCGCCGAGGCGUCUCCGUGGGAUGACGUCGAACAUUACUUGGACCCGGCCACGCAGAAGAUGGUCUACGUCAUCGCUCAGAGCCUGGACGACUCCUCUUGGGAGUCGACGGAAGCAGGAGAGAAGUCCGAAUGUGCUGCUUGCAGGAUCCUGAAAAGCUUGGCCUGCAAGAUGAGAUCCACAAGGAAAGAGGAGGCGCGAGAGGAAGAAGAGAACGGGUCCGACGUGGACAGCGUGGACAGCAUGGACGGCUUCGGCGGCUGCAGCGGCGGGUGCUCGCUCCACGAGAAACUGGAGAAAGUGAGAGGGGUCUUCAAGAGAAGACACGGAUCACCGGUCCGGGACACGGCGCCGACCUACCCGCUGACCGUGUCCUCCGAGCAGGUCGCCAGGGACCUGUCGUCCCACAGGUUUCGCGACGCCUGCCUUGGCGUCCUGAAGAAGUUCCUCAUGAACUCGCUGGUCAAGUUUUCCAUAUAUUUCUGCAAGAAGGUGGCCUACCUGCCUCAACCCUCCGCGGUGGCCUGCGAGAUGCUCGACAUCGUGGUGGCAACAGUGAAGAAGAUGUGCCAGUCGCCGGCUAGGAAGGUGUCCUUCCCGUGGCAGAGGUCCGAAAACACCACCGUGUCGGAGGAACAGGUGACCUCCACGGCGUCCAGGCUCAAGGUGUACCUGCGGGAGACGCUGCGCUUCUUUUUGAAAUCCUGCAAAGAGGCUUCGGACAGACUGUCGGAGGAGGAGAAGUCAAGCGGGUCUUUGUCCGACGAGAGCGGAGAGGACAGCGAGGGCGGCGCCGACAACAACAUGGCGAGCGUGGUGCAGUCUCUCCUGGACCAGACCGAGCCCCUGCUGAGACAGGACCAUGGCGGCGUGGACGGGGAGGCGGCGCUGUUGGGGCUGGAGGAGCUGAUCCGCCAGGACAAGCUGUACGCCAUCUCCGAGCUGCUGGCCGACAAGUUCCCAGGCAUGUUCCACCGACGGGCUCGGGGCCCCUCCAGGCCGCUGGCCCCCGGCAGGAGGUCGUGGUCGGACUCGGAGCUCAGCCAGCCCGCGAGGAACCGCGUCGGUGUCGUGCCCACCGACCAGGUGCACGCGUUCAUCGAGGAGGCCGUGAGGCGCCUGCUGACGUCGCUCAUCUCCCCGCCGCCGUCCUGGGGGAUGGGUCACACCAUCCAGGUCCAGAGCACCACCGCCGGCCCGUCCACCGCCGGCUCGUCCACCUCCGACCGGGCGGCGUCGGGCGAGAAGUUCGAGGCCGUCAUGGACCUCUACAGCAAGCUGAUGGCCGACCAGGUGAUGGGAAACCUCGGCGGGCGCCAGCAGGAAGUCACCGAGCGGGAGAGGAAGAAGACCGCCGUCCUCUUCUUCCAGGAGCUUCCAAACAACAUCAUGAGGAGUUGGAUCAAUCUGACCAACAAGCCCUUUUAACGUGUUUUACCUAAGUUCAUUUUACUGUUUCAUCAUAAAUAAAGACAAGAUUGUUCAAUGUCA
Cyclopterus lumpus (lumpfish) is the source of this 2287-nucleotide messenger RNA. RefSeq lists its product as uncharacterized. The transcript has 3 exons. NCBI's taxonomy places the organism in Eukaryota, Metazoa, Chordata, Actinopteri, Perciformes, Cyclopteridae. The coding region runs from base 140 to 2224 and encodes 694 amino acids. The record is from RefSeq and is a predicted model, not a curated record.